CUCUCACACAGACACACACCAAAAAAAAGGAAGCAAGUACAUACCUCCUCCCAUUUCUUUUUCAUAGAGUCCACUUCAUCUUUCUCCAUUCUCUCUGCCGGCAAACAUCUAUGCAUUGAAGAUCUCUGAAUCUCUGAUCUCCUCCAACCACUGUUUCGUGGUCGUUGGAGUUGAUUUCUUGGAGUUAGAUCUGGACAUCUAUCUUGCUUCUUAUUAAAGCUGGCGACCACAGCAGUGACUUGGAGAUAUGCUGCCAGCAAUGGCGGCAGCGAUCUGGAGAGGAAUAUGGAUAAUAAACAUCAAGAUCUAGAACCGCCUACUCCACAUUCGCUCAUAAAGAUGGGGUCAAGGGAUAGGAGUAACAUGGAAGAUCCAGAUGGUACAUUGGCAAGCGUCGCCCAAUGCAUUGAGCAGUUAAGGCAGAAUUCCUCUUCGAUGCAGGAAAAAGAAUAUUCAUUGAAGCAGUUGCUUGAGCUAAUUGAAACGCGUGAAAGUGCUUUUGGUGCAGUUGCUUCUCAUUCCCAGGCAGUUCUUGUGCUUGUAUCUCUUCUCCGGUCAGGGUCACUUGGAGUGAAGAUGCAGGCAGCUACAGUUUUAGGCUCCUUGUGUAAAGAGAAUGAACUCAGAGUAAAAGUGUUGCUUGGUGGAUGUGUACCUCCAUUACUUGGUCUCCUCCGAUCAAACUCAACAGAAAGUCAGAUUGCAGCUGCUAAGGCAAUCUAUGCUGUUUCCCAAGGUGGCGUAAAAGAUCAUGUUGGAUCAAAGAUUUUUUCAACUGAAGGAGUUAUGCCUGUUCUAUGGGAACAGCUAGACAAAGGGCUUGUUAAGGGAGGAAAUUUGGUCGAUGACUUGCUCACCGGUGCUUUAAGAAAUCUUUCCUGCAGCACUGAAGGGUUUUGGUCUGCGACAGUACAAGCUGGGGGAGUCGAUAUACUUGUUAAGUUUCUUGUAAGCACACAAGCAAACACUCAAGCUAAUGUGUGCUAUCUUCUCGCAUGUAUGAUGAUGGAGGAUGCAUCUGUUUGUUCGAAGGUCUUGGCUGCAGAUGCUACUAAACAACUUCUUAAGCUGUUAGGACCUGGCAAUCAAGCACCGGUUAGAGCAGAAGCCGCAGCUGCUCUUAAAUCUCUUUCAGCCCAGUGCAAAGAAGCCAGACGGGAAAUAGCCAGUGCUAAUGGAAUACCUGCCCUGAUAAAUGCGACAAUAGCUCCUUCAAAGGAAUUCAUGCAAGGUGAAGAUGCCCAAGCUUUGCAGGAGAAUGCAAUGUGUGCGCUUGCAAAUAUUUCUGGUGGGUUAUCUUAUGUUAUUUCCAGCUUAGGGCAAAGCCUUGAGUCAUGUUCCUCACCUGCUCAGGUUGCUGAUACACUAGGAGCUUUGGCUUCAGCGCUUAUGAUAUAUGAUACAAAAGCAGAAGAAACUAGGGCAUCAAACCCUUCGGAUAUUGAGUUGACAUUGAUCAAGCAAUUUAAACCUCGUUUACCAUUUCUUGUACAAGAACGCACUAUAGAAGCCUUGGCUAGUUUGUAUGGAAACACAGUACUUGCAGAUAAACUUGCAAAUUCAGAAGCAAAACGUCUGCUUGUUGGUUUAAUUACCAUGUCAGCGAAUGAAGUUCAAGAUGAACUAAUAAAAUCACUCCUCAUGAUAUGCAAUAAAGAAGGAAGUCUGUGGCGUUCUCUUCAAGGUUGGGAAGGGAUUCAACUUUUGAUUUCUCUUCUUGGACUUUCAUCAGAACAACAACAGGAGUGUGCUGUUGCGAUGCUUCGACUUCUGUCAAAUGAGAACGAUGAAAGUAAAUGGUCUAUAACUGCUGCUGGGGGCAUACCACCACUAGUUCAGAUUCUGGAGACUGGAUCUGCAAAGGCAAAGGAAGACUCUGCCACGAUCCUUGGGAAUCUAUGUAAUCAUAGUGAAGAUAUACGUGCAUGUGUUGAAAGUGCUGAUGCAGUACCUGCUUUGUUGUGGCUACUGAAGAAUGGAAGCUCAAAUGGGAAAGAAAUUGCUGCUAAGACGUUGAAUCAUUUGAUCCACAAAUCAGAUACAUCAACCAUCAGUCAAUUAAGUGCAUUAUUGACCAGUGACUUACCUGAAUCAAAGAUUUAUGUUUUGGAUGCAUUGAAGAGUAUUCUUUCUGUUGCCCCUCUCAAUGAUUUGUUACGUGAAGGAUGUGCUGCUAAUGAUGCAAUAGAGACUAUGAUAAAAAUUUUAAGCUCUCCAAGGGAAGAAACUCAGGCUAAAUCUGCAGCUUCUCUUGCUGGGAUCUUUGAUGUCAGAAAGGACCUGCGUGAAAGUAGCAUUGCUACGGAAUCCCUUCGUGCUGCAAUGAAGCUCCUAAUCGUUGAUUCUGAGGAUAUAUUAAUAGAGUCCUUACGUUGCCUAGCCUCAAUCUUCCUUUCCAUAAAACAGAACAAGGAUGUUGCUGCUAUUGCUAGAGAUGCAUUACCUUCAUUGGUAACGAUGGCUAGCUCUUCAGCUCUGCAAGUUGCUGAGCAGGCAACUUGUGCUCUUGCAAAUCUUCUCCUGGACAAUGCAGCAUCAGCGAAAGCAGAUCCUGCAGAGAUUAUUAUACCUGCUACUCGUGUGCUUCGUGAAGGGACCAUUGUGGGGAAAACACAUGCAGCAGCCACAAUAUCUCGCCUACUUCAUUCCCGUACAGCUGAUCCUACAUUGACGGAAUGCGUGAAUCGUGCAGGUACUAUUCUUGCAUUGGUUUCUUUCCUGGAAACUGAUGAUAGUGGUUCUGUUGCCACGUCAGAGGCACUAGAUGCACUUGCACUUCUCUCAAGGUUGGAAGGAACUAGCGGGCAAGUGAAGCCUGCAUGGGCUGUUCUGUCAGAAUUUCCGAGCAGUAUAUCUCCUAUAGUCUCAUCUAUUGCUGGCUCAUCCCCAGAUUUGCAAGACAAGGCCAUUGAAACAUUAUCUAGACUUUGCAGAGAUCAGCCCAUUGCCCUUGGGAAUACAGUUUCUUGUGCCUCAGGAUGCAUUUCGGCCGUUACUAUGAGGUUGAUCAAUUCUUCAAACAGGAUUGUGAAAACUGGAGGCGCAGCAAUUCUUAUUUGUGCAGCAAAAGUAAAUCAUCGGCGAGUUAUAGAAGAUUUAAAUGAAACAAACUCCUGCAGGUCUCUUAUUCAAUCACUUACCGGAAUGCUUACUUCCAUGGAUUUCCAAAAUGUAGUGGAGAAGUCGGAGAAAGAGGCCAUUAGUAUAUGCAGAGAUAGUAAGAAAGGGGAGAAUGCUGAUACUGAGUCUACUACUGCAAUUAUUUCUGGAGCCAACCUUUUUAUAUGGCUACUUGCAGUCCUUGCAACCCAUGAUCAGAAAAGUAAAACUGAGAUUAUGGAAGCUGGAGCCAUUGAAGUUAUUACUGAGAGAAUAUCCAAUUGUUUGUCCCAGUACACUCAGAUUGAUGACAAGGAAGAUAGUGGUAUGUGGAUAUGUGCCUUACUAUUGUCAAUUUUGUUUCAAGAUAGAGAAAUCAUACGUGGGCAUGCAACCAUGAAAUCCAUACCCGUUCUUGCGAACUUAUUGAGGUCUGAAGAUUUGACAAACAAAUAUUUUGCGGCCCAAGCUAUGUCCAGCCUUGUUUGUAAUGGAAGUAGGGGUACUCUUCUAUCUGUAGCAAAUUCCGGGGCUGCAGGUGGCCUCAUUUCAUUGCUUGGAAAUGCUGAUGAUGACAUUCAUGACCUUCUAGAGUUGGCAGAUGAAUUCUCUUUGGCUCGUUAUCCAGAUCAAGUUUCUCUUGAGCGUUUGUUUAGAGUUGAUGAUAUCCGAGUUGGUGCUACUUCUCGCAAAGCAAUACCCCUCCUUGUGGAUCUGCUGAAACCUAUUCCAGAUCGCCCAGGAGCGCCCUUUCUGUCACUUGGCCUUCUGAAUCAGCUUACAAAAGACUCUCCACCAAAUAAGAUUAUGAUGGUGGAAUCAGGUGCUUUAGAAGCCUUGACUAAAUAUCUUUCACUUGGCCCACAGGAUGCAACCGAAGAAGCUGCGACAGAUCUUUUAGGAAUCUUGUUUAGCAGCGCUGAGAUACGGAAACAUGAAUCUGCAUAUGGAGCUGUCAGCCAACUUGUAGCGGUCCUACGGUUGGGCGGAAGAGGUGCAAGAUACAGUGCAGCAAAGGCACUCGAGAACCUUUUCUCCGCCGAUCACAUACGAAAUGCGGAAACUUCCAGACAAGCUGUGCAACCCUUGGUGGAAAUUUUGAGCACCGGUUUAGAGAAAGAGCAACAUGCUGCCAUUGCUGCCUUGGUUAGAUUAUUAAGUGAGAACCCGUCGAGAGCGCUCGUUGUCGCUGAUAUUGAAAUGAACGCAGUUGACGUUCUUUGCAGGAUUCUUUCGUCGAACUGUUCGCUCGAGUUGAAGAGCGAUGCUGCUGAAUUAUGCGGCGUUCUCUUUGGGAAUACGAGAAUCAGGUCUACUUUAGCUGCAGCUAGAUGUGUCGAGCCUCUAGUUUCUCUUCUUGUAAUUGAGUUCAGCCCCGCUCAAUAUUCAGCUGUCUGUGCUCUAGAUAAACUCUUAGAUGAUGAGCAACUUGCCGAACUAGUUGCUGCACAUGGUGCGGUUAUUCCUCUUGUUGGGCUUCUCUAUGGUAAAAACUACACGCUUCACGAGGCAAUUUCUAGAGCCCUUGUGAAACUGGGGAAAGACAGACCUUCUUGUAAGAUGGAAAUGGUGAAGACUGGAGUUGUUGAGAGUGUGCUCGACAUUCUCCAUGAAUCGCCAGAUUCUGUUUCAGUCGCCUUUGCGGAAUUACUCCGUAUAUUGACAAAUAACGCGACAAUUGCCAAAGGUCCAUCAGCAGCUAAAGUGGUUGAUCCCCUUUUCCAAUUGCUAACGAGACCCGACUUCGGACCAGAUGGACAACAUAGUGCUUUGCAGGUGCUCGUUAAUAUCCUUGAACAUGAACAUUGCCGUGCCGAACAUAACUUGACUUCUCACCAAGUCCUUGAACCCAUUCUACCCUUACUAGACUCUCCUUCUCCCGCUGUGCAACAAUUAGCUGCAGAACUUCUCUCGCACCUUCUUUUGGAAGAACAUUUGCAAAAAGAUCCAUUAACUCCACAAGUAAUUGGUCCUCUAAUAAGGGUUACUGGAUCUGGCAUACCAAUUCUUCAGCAAAGAGCUGUAAAGGCUCUUGCUGGUAUUGCAGUAACAUGUCCAAAUGAAAUCGCUAGAGAAGGGGGUGUUAGUGAACUGUCGAAAGUGAUAUUGCAAGCUGAUUCUUCACUUCCACAUGUGUUAUGGGAGUCCGCUGCCUCUGUUUUAUCUAGUAUUCUACAAUAUAGUUCCGAGUUUUAUUUGGAAGUUCCUGUGGCGGUCUUAGUGAGAUUACUAAGUUCUAGUUCAGAAACCACUGUUGUCGGUGCCCUAAACGCACUUUUAGUAUUGGAAAGUGACGAUAGCACCACAGCUGCAGCAAUGGCAGAGAGCGGUGCAAUUGAAGCCCUUCUUGAACUUCUGAGAUGCCAUCAGUGUGAAGAUGCUGCUGCAAGGCUUCUAGAGAUUUUACUUAACAAUGUGAAAAUAAGAGAAUCAAAGGCUACAAAGUCUGCUAUAGUACCGUUAUCUCAGUAUCUGUUGGACCCACAAACUCAAGGUCAACAAGCGAGGCUAUUGGCGGCACUUGCUCUAGGUGAUCUCUUCCAAAACGAGGCUCUUUCCCGAUCUGCUGAUGCUGUUUCGGCUUGUAGGGCUUUAGUUAAUCUGCUUGAAGAUCAACCGACAGAAGACAUGAAAGUGGUUGCAAUAUGUGCCUUGCAAAACCUUGUGAUGAAUAGUCGAUCGAAUAAAAGAGCCGUGGCUGAAGCUGGUGGCGUGCAGGUUGUGUUGGAUCUCAUUGGUUCAAGUGAGCCCGAUACGUCUGCGCAGGCUGCUAUGUUUGUCAAGCUUCUCUUCUCAAACAACACCAUUCAAGAGUAUGCUUCUAGCGAAACUGUUAGGACAAUUACUGCUGCAAUAGAAAAAGAACUAUGGGCUACGGGGACAGUUAAUGAAGAGUAUUUAAAAGCACUAAAUGCACUUUUCAGCAACUUCCCACGGCUGAGAGCCACUGAACCUGCAACACUGAGUAUUCCACAUUUAGUCACAUCCCUCAAGACAGGCUCAGAGGCAACACAAGAAGCUGCUUUGGACACACUGUUUCUCCUAAGGCAAGCUUGGUCGGCUUGUCCUGCUGAAGUAUCUAGGGCACAAUCUAUUGCUGCUGCUGAUGCAAUCCCUUUGCUACAGUAUCUUAUCCAAUCGGGUCCACCUCGGUUUCAGGAGAAGGCGGAGUUUCUCUUGCAGUGUUUACCGGGGACUUUAGUUGUAAUAAUCAAACAUGGGAACAACAUGAAACAAUCGGUUGGAAUUCCUAGUGUUUAUUGCAAGUUGACUCUAGGAAACAGUCCACCAAGGCAAACUAAGAUUGUAUCUACUGGACCUAACCCAGAGUGGGAUGAGAGCUUUGCUUGGUCCUUUGAAAGUCCACCAAAAGGGCAGAAGCUUAAUAUAUCAUGCAAAAAUAAGAGCAAAAUGGGGAAGAGCUCAUUCGGGAAGGUGACGAUCCAGAUUGACCGGGUAGUUAUGCUGGGUACUGUCGCGGGUGAAUACACAUUGUUGCCCGUGAGUAAAAGUGGUCCCCCGAGGAACUUGGAAAUAGAGUUCCAAUGGUCAAACAAGUAAAAAAAAUGUUUUUUUGUGCAUUUCUAUCCUCUUUCUUUAUUUAGAGUUACCACCCAUAUCAUAUAUAGUUAUCAUCAAUGAAGAACUGAGAAAAGUUCAUUUUUUUUUAACCAUUUUGAGUUUACAUGGUUAAUGUUGUCAUAUGUGUAUAGGGCUUGAUAGGCAUUUCUCCACUCUUUUGUUUUUUGUGAAAAAUCUUGAACCACUGAUUGUUGUGAUCAUAUUCUUUUUUCUUUUGUAUAACAUUUAUUUGUUUUACUCA
Messenger RNA from Impatiens glandulifera, 6922 nucleotides. RefSeq names its product protein CELLULOSE SYNTHASE INTERACTIVE 1-like. Gene Ontology annotation, cellular component: cellulose synthase complex. Bases 286 to 6660 code for a protein of 2124 amino acids. Gene Ontology annotation, biological process: anisotropic cell growth; regulation of cellulose biosynthetic process. Gene Ontology annotation, molecular function: microtubule binding. The record is from RefSeq and is a predicted model, not a curated record. Lineage: Eukaryota; Viridiplantae; Streptophyta; Magnoliopsida; Ericales; Balsaminaceae. The transcript has 8 exons.